AUGCUGGACUCGGCAACGCUCUUCGACGAGCUGCCGAAGUCUAUUCCGAUCGAGUACGAAGACCACGGCGACGAUUUAUUGAGCUUCAUCGAAAAAUGUCGCAAAAAGCGAAUCCGGACGGACGUCGAAUUACGCAUCAGCGAGCAGUCCAUUCUCGUCCAUUCUUACGUCCUCGCUGCUUACUCUGAAGUCUUCCACGAGUUCCUCUUCCCCGAGUUCUACUGCAACCGCCCGCCGAGCAAGGACGAAGAGAGCAUUCUCAGCUACUCGAAAAAGGACGAAGACAAUAUUUUGCAGAUUUUGAAAUGGAUGUACACCGGCGAGCUGCAUUUGCACGAGCAGAGCGUCUACCCGAUUAUGAAUCUCGCCAAGCGUCUGGAAAUUCCAAAGCUGGUUUCAAAGUGCAAACGAAUCGUUCAAGGCGACACGGUUCUCCCGCCCCUUCCUUCCGUCCAAAAGCGAUUCACUGAGAGCUCCACUCAAUUCGCUCUAGAAGACGGAGAAAAUGCGAAUUCAAUGAACCAAGAAGCUAGUACAAUCAUCAUCGUCUCUCCUGAACAUGCACAAGGAAUGGAUGGCCACAGUAGCGAGCCCCGUCCCCUAAACAGCGGCGAAGAAAACGGCGAACUGCCGCAAGUGUCGUCGACGACGCAGAUCAUUUCCCUCGCAUCUUCUCGACGGCAGCAAGUUGGAGGAAAUGCUCAAAACGCUGCUGCGGAAACGGAAGAGAUGGUGCUCCAAGAUGACGAUGGCUCCAUGCUGCCUUUGAAUGACGAUUCCGUGCUAGAGAACGAACGCGUCGAACUCGGACAAGGAGUGGAAGAUCGCUUCGAAGCCGUGCCGAACGGAUUCAAGUGCAAAUCGUGCCGCCAGACCUUUCCAUCAAAAGAAGAAACGCUCAAGCACAUCAAGGCAUUGCACAGCCAUCAUUUUACCUGCACCGUCUGUCAGCGUCCCUUCACGAACCAGCACAACCUCCGGCGACACAUGAUGAUCAAGCACUCGGACGAAGCGGACAAAAAGUUCGAGUGCGACGUCUGCGGAAAACGAUACGCGAUCAAACAGAGUCUCCAGUAUCACAUGAAAAAGGCGCACAAAUCGCACGACAAUGACACGAACGACGAUGUGAAUGAAGAAGAAAUGAAACGCGUCGAGGAAGACUACACCCGUCAAUCAGCCAGGCCAGAAUAUGGAUUGGAAGAAGCGCUGGAAGAGCUGAGUCGACACGAAGAUCCGCAAGAAGAGCAGUCCAUUCAGUACCGGAAUAUCAGUUCGAACCUGCUUCCUCCGGCGGCAAACACGAUCUCCGCGCAAGCUCCCUCCCUUCUUUCCGACCCACUCGCCUCUUACCUCAAUCCUGUUUCAACCCUCGCCCAGACUGCUCCUUCAAUUCAAAUGAUGGCUAGCUCACUGCCAGCGCCGAUGCCCUUCGAGGUUCCUGUACAACAUGACCAUGGAGAAGCUGCUCCGACGCUCACCAUGCUAACACCAGCGCCAAUCAGUCAGAAAACCUAUCAAAUGUACCAUCUUCAAAAUCAGUGCGAUUUCUGCAAGAAAAUCUUCAACAACUCGCUGGACUACCAGAAGCACAAGAAAAGCUGCAACAAGCACAAAUGCAAACACUGCAACAGGGCGUUUUCCCAACUUGGAAAUCUUAGGCGGCAUGUGACUAUUCUUCAUUCAGGAGACAAGCCGUACAAAUGCAGCAUGUGCUCCAAAGCGUAUAGCAUCAAGCAAUCUCUCCGUUAUCACAUGCAUCAUACGCAUGGAAUCUAUGAAAGCCAUCCAAGUCAGAACUCGUCGCAUUCGAAUGCCAUGCUCGGAAUCACGCAGCCUCCUUUGAUGCUUCCUUCGAGCGAAAGCUGA
Messenger RNA from Oikopleura dioica, 1866 nucleotides. The record is from the annotation of a GenBank genome assembly. NCBI's taxonomy places the organism in Eukaryota, Metazoa, Chordata, Appendicularia, Copelata, Oikopleuridae.